Messenger RNA from Lingula anatina, 3066 nucleotides. Its product is annotated as RNA-binding protein RO60. Gene Ontology annotation, cellular component: ribonucleoprotein complex. The record is from RefSeq and is a predicted model, not a curated record. Lineage: Eukaryota; Metazoa; Brachiopoda; Lingulata; Lingulida; Lingulidae. Gene Ontology annotation, molecular function: RNA binding.
UAAGAAAUUAAGUUUUGAUGAUGUGUUACCUCACACGGAUCUCCUACUCUCCAACCUAUUUUGCCGGAAUUUGAUAGACCAUAUCGAUAACAAGAAUUUAUAACAAGAAGAUGUCUGGAUACGGUUCGCUAGCCAGCGCCAUAGGUUCCGUGUUCAAAGCACCCAAACCAGCGAAGAAUGACAUCCCCCAGUCGAAACCCAUUGACAAGGUACAGACGAAAAACAGUGAAGGUGGUUACGUCUAUAAGGUUGAUGACAUGAACCGCUUGCGCCGAUUUCUUAUCCUAGGCUCCGAGGGUGGAACUUACUACAUUAAGGAACAAGAACUGGGCAUAGAAAAUGCAACAGCAAUCAUGAGACUGAUUCAGGAAGACAAGGGUCAGCAAGUGGUGAACGAAAUAAAGCAUAUUAGUGUUGAAGGGAGAGCAUCUAAGCAGAAUGCAAUUCUCUUUGCCCUUGCUUUGUGUGCCAGGUUGGACAACAAGUUCUCCAAGAAGGCAGCCUAUGAGGCUUUGUCUGAUAUUUGUCGCAUUCCAACCCAUUUGUUCACUUUUAUUGACUAUAGUGAGAAGUUGGCCAAGAAUCUUUCAAAAGGCACGGGCUGGGGUCGUGCACAUCGACGUGCUGUUGCCAAGUGGUACAACAAACAUAGCAAAAACCCAAAGAAAUUGGCCAUGCACGUUACCAAGUACAGGAAUCGUAGUGGGUGGGCUCAUAGAGACCUCUUUCGUCUCACACAUCUGAAACCAGAGGGCGAUGUAGCAGCAGUGGUGAAAUAUGUUGUGAAAGGUUUGGAGGCUGCUAAAGAAACAUAUUCCACUGAAAUGUCUGAGGCAGUAAGAGAUACCCUCACUUUUCUGGAAGGUGUCGAGGAUGCGAAGAAGGCUACAAAUGAAGAAGAGAUUAUUGCCUUGAUUCAGCACCAUGGUUUGGUAAGAGAGCAUAUCCCUACCAAACUGCUGAACUCCAAGGGGGUGUGGAAAGCUUUACUUAAAAGCAUGCCUAUGACAGCAAUGAUCCGCAACCUGGCAAAGAUGACUGAUGUCGGGAUUCUAGAGUCUGAGAGCGAGGAAGAACAGAUAAUAAUAAGUCGGCUUCAAAGUGAAGAGGCCCUCCGAGAGGCACGUAUCCAUCCCUUCAAUGUCCUUUUAGCCUUGCACACAUACAGCAAGGGGGAAGGAGAGAAAGGGAAAUUGAAAUGGAACCCAAACCAGCACAUUGUAAAUGCCUUAGAUCAGGCUUUCUACAAAUGUUUCAAGUACGUCGAGCCUACCAACAAGCGUGUGUGCAUUGGUAUGGAUGUCAGUGGAUCGAUGGAUCAUUAUUCUGUAUUGGGUUCUAGUGCUCUAAGCCCCAGGCUAGCAUCAGGAGCUUUGAUGAUGACCACCCUGCAUACAGAGCCCAAGUGUGAUGUGGUUGCCUUCUCCGACAAAUUAGUUCCACUGAAUGUCAAUUUAGAAUGGAAAUUAAAUGAAACGUUGCAAUUGUUAAGAGGCAUACCUUUUGGAAGGACCGAUUGUGCUCUACCCAUGCUGUGGGCCAGGGAAAACAAGAGGGAGUAUGACACAUUUAUUGUGUACACAGACUGCGAGACAUGGAUAGGGGGUGUUCAUCCUGCGGAAGCUUUACGGCAGUAUCGGGAAGCCAGUGGUAUCUGGGAUGCCAAGCUGAUUGUCUGCGCCAUGACAAGUAAUGGCUUCACGAUUGCUGACCCAGAGGAUCCAGGAAUGCUGGAUAUGGCAGGGUUUGACUCUGCAGGGCCUGAAGUUAUGAGGAGUUUUAUGCUUGGCGAAAUAUAAAAUGGCACCAGAGGAAGACGGUUUAUAUCUUGGACCCAACAAACAAGAUUGUUUGGUUGGUCCCAGUUAAUAUUAUCUAGAUGUGAGAAAUGUUUAUUCAUAGUGAAAUUAAUUAGCUUUUUAGGCAGUAUUCCUACAUACAUCUUACAUACAUUUUAACACAUAAUCAGUGGUUUGUAAUAGAGCAUCUUUGAUAAAUAUGACAGGAUGUUAUGUGUAAGGUUCAUAUUUGGUGUAUCACCAGUGUGUUUUGUUUUAUUUGUUUGAGCUGCUUUUACAAUGUUAUUUGAAACUGCUGUUAAGUUGGUGAAAAGUGAAACAUUUGUUUUCAUUUUAUUUGCCCAAAUUAAUGAUUAUUAGUAUGGACUUUUUUCCUGUUGUGAUAAUUGGACAGUAUCUUGUGAAACUUUUUUGUUUGUUGUUUGUGAGUUGAAUGUUUGUUGCAUAUUUCCAUAUUGUUUUUUUUUUAUGUUGUGUUAAUCUUUUCCAUUAUAAUUUGUUGAUUAUCACUGUUUUGUUAGCAUUGCAUUGUUCAUGUUAUCAGACUCAAAGUUCAUGAUGAAGAAAUAAAGAUUAGUAAAUGUUGACAGAAGAUGACUAUAUUUGUAUAUAUUAGUGUUCAACAUUGGGGUGGAGGGACAAUGAAAAUAAUUUUUAAAAAUGAUUUUUUUUUUUUUUUUUUUUUUUUGCAUGAAUAUAUUAUAAAAUACUGGUGUGGAAAUGAGUAAUGUUGUAAAUAACUUGAAUAAGUACCUUCACCCAACUGGAUACAAUGAAGACAAGGAUGAACAGGGGGGACAAUUUAAGAUGCAAUGACAUGUACUUAACAAUGUUAACUUGUUUACAUCUCACUGAAUUUAUAUUCAUACAGAGUAACACACACCACAAACAUGUAAUUGGGUGUCAUUACAAAAAUUCUUCAAGAUUAUCAUUAGCAUUUAUUUUCAUAUAUUCUUUAUUGCUUGCUACAAAAGAACGUUGAUGCAAUUAAUUGUUCUGCAGAUUGUAAUAAGUAUCAUAAAAUAUAUGAAUAAUAAAUAUUAAUGACAUGAUUGUCUCAAUCGUCUUUGUCCAAUAUAAUGUAUACUGUAUACUGUAUACAUACUGUGUAGAAACCUAGAGUUCCUGCACCAGAACUAAAAGUAGAAUGUACUUAAACUUGGAUGAAUUUUUCACAUUUACACUAACCUUUUUUAUCCAUAUGCUUGUGACCUUUGUUGGAAAACAUUGUAAAAGGUCCAUUGAGUGUGAAAUUGUAAACAAGUGA